Argentina anserina (silverweed cinquefoil) is the source of this 822-nucleotide messenger RNA. RefSeq names its product leucine-rich repeat protein 1-like. The transcript is spliced from 8 exons. Bases 48 to 719 code for a protein of 223 amino acids. Gene Ontology annotation, molecular function: protein binding. The record is from RefSeq and is a predicted model, not a curated record. Lineage: Eukaryota; Viridiplantae; Streptophyta; Magnoliopsida; Rosales; Rosaceae.
CCCUCUGUUUAUCUUCUGUAAAUAGAUCGAUCUUUCAGUUUUGCAAGAUGAUUUCUCGAGUUUUGCUUUGUUUUCUGUUUGCAGUUGCCAUUGCAUCUGUGGACUGUAACUUGGAAGGAGAUAUGCUGUAUUCCUGGAAAACCAUAUUGGUUGACUCUCAUAAUGUCCUUGCUAGCUGGAACCAGACAUCCCCCACUCCAUGCCUCUGGUUUCAUGUUACCUGCAAUGCUGAAAGCAUGGUUACCAGGGUGGACCUUGGCAAUGCUGGAUUAUCAGGACCUCUUAUCCCUGCGCUUGCAAACUUGACUAACCUCCAAUACUUGGAGUUAUACCAGAACAAAUUUUAUGGAUCUAUUCCAUUGGAACUCGGUCACUUGAAAAAACUAAUCAGUAUGGACUUGUACCGGAACCAGCUCUCGGGACCAAUUCCAGAGACCUUAGGUCACUUAAAUUCAUUGAAAUUUUUGAGGGUCUCUCACAAUAAUCUAACUGGAGCUAUUCCUUCAUCUCUUGGCAAUUUGACAAGUUUACAGAUCCUGACAUUAAACAAGAACAGUAUAACUGGUGCUUUACCUCUAGAGGUCAUUGAACUAGUUCGUUUUGGCAACUUGAGCGUCUUGGAUGUCUCAAACAAUCUGUUGGCAGGGACAGUUCAUAGCACUAAUUCAUCAGGUUUUGCAGUUACAAAAAUCAUACAAGAUCCAAAAGCUCAGAACUAAGCCAGAAGCCCAAAAGUAUUAAAGAAUUGAAGAAGAUAUUGUAUGUUAGUUCUAUGACUUAUAUCAAAUAAAAGUUGGGACUCUUUUAUUUUUUGAAGGUAAA